Pistacia vera is the source of this 1172-nucleotide messenger RNA. RefSeq names its product peroxidase 5-like. Lineage: Eukaryota; Viridiplantae; Streptophyta; Magnoliopsida; Sapindales; Anacardiaceae. The coding region runs from base 48 to 1031 and encodes 327 amino acids. The record is from RefSeq and is a predicted model, not a curated record. Gene Ontology annotation, cellular component: plasmodesma; plant-type cell wall. Gene Ontology annotation, molecular function: heme binding; peroxidase activity. The transcript is spliced from 4 exons. Gene Ontology annotation, biological process: hydrogen peroxide catabolic process; response to oxidative stress.
AUAAGCAUGCACAUUCAGAUAAUCAUAAAUAUAAAGCUUGUAGAGAAAUGAGUCGAAUGUUGUUCAAUUUUCAAGUUAUUUUAACUUUGAUUAUAGUUUUGUUUACAGCAAAUGUUACUUCGCAGCUUCAAGUUGGGUUUUAUAAAAAUUCAUGUAGAUUUGCUGAGUUUAUUGUUAAAGAUGAAGUUAGAAAAGGAUUCUUUAGGGAUAGGGGCGUGGCUGCUGGUCUCGUGAGAAUGCAUUUUCAUGACUGCUUUGUUAGGGGUUGCGAUGCAUCUGUGCUCUUGGAUUCCACUCCCUCAAACCAAGCAGAGAAAGAUUCUGUUGCCAAUAACCCUAGUCUACGAGGAUUCGAAGUUAUUGAUAAUGCGAAGGCGCGACUGGAAGCUCAAUGUAAAGGAGUUGUUUCUUGUGCUGAUAUACUUGCAUUUGCUGCGAGAGACAGUGUGGAGCUGGCUGGAGGGAUUGGCUAUGAUGUUCCUGCUGGAAGAAGAGAUGGCAGAGUUUCUUUAGCCUCCGAGUCAUUAACCAAUUUACCUCCACCUUCGUUCACUGUAAAUCAACUAACUCAAAGAUUCGCAAACAAGGGCUUCACACAAGAAGAAAUGGUUACACUCUCAGGAGCACACACCAUCGGACGCUCUCAUUGCCCUUCAUUCAGUGACAGAUUAUACAAUUUCAAUGGAACAAACAGUCAGGAUCCAAGUUUGAACUCCAUGUACGCUGCUCAGUUGAAGAGACAGUGCCCACAAGGCAGCACAGAUCCAAAUUUGGUUGUUCCAAUCAACCCUUCGAGUCCAAACGCAAUGGAUUCGGGAUACUAUGUCGAUAUUCUAAACAAACGAGGGUUGUUCACAUCAGACCAAACUUUGCUCACGAACCCAGAAACAGCAAGGCAAGUGAAUCAAAAUGCGAUGACGCCCCUCCUUUGGAAGAAUAAAUUCGCGGCUGCAAUGGUGAAAAUGGGCAAAGUUGAUGUUUUAACAGGCAGUGCAGGAGAAAUUCGAGCAAACUGUAGGGUUGUUAAUUAAUUAAGAUUGUGUAUGUGUACAAUUUGGAUACAUAUGGUUGAAAACUAUAUAUAUGCGUUAAAUUAACUAUAUGAUUAGUAUUUUUGGAUGGUUUAAUAAGGUUUUUAAGCCACCCUCCAGCUCAAGUUUUUGAAGCAUCAA